AAAAAAGAAUAAUUCCUCAAAAGUUUAGUGAAAAACAAGUUGCUAAAUUUAGAAAAGAAUAUAUUAAGCAAGUAAAAAGCACUAAAAUUGAGUAUUUAGAAAUAAGAGUUCAGAAAUUAAUUAACAUGAUUCAAAAACAAAGAAAGAAAAUAAUUACUGCUCUUUCACCUCUUCUUCCUGAAGGAGAGCUAUUACAAGAAUUGAUUAAAGUUUACCUAGAGUUUAUUGAAUUUAAAAAUCUAGAAGCAGAUUCUGCAGAUUAUAAUAAAAGAUGCAAUAAUUACGAGGAUAGAUAUUGGAAAUAUAUAAUCAAUUGCAAGAAAAAUUAG
Funneliformis geosporum is the source of this 329-nucleotide messenger RNA. The record is from the annotation of a GenBank genome assembly. NCBI's taxonomy places the organism in Eukaryota, Fungi, Glomeromycota, Glomeromycetes, Glomerales, Glomeraceae.